Molecule: messenger RNA, 468 nt
Organism: Panicum virgatum (switchgrass)
Lineage: Eukaryota; Viridiplantae; Streptophyta; Magnoliopsida; Poales; Poaceae
Product: two-component response regulator ORR42-like
Exons: 2
Coding region: 1-399 (132 amino acids)
Biological process (GO): phosphorelay signal transduction system
Source: RefSeq, a predicted model, not a curated record
AUGGCAUCCAAGAAGCAAGGGUCUGCUACAAGGGCACUACUCGUGGAGGAUAUCAAAGUUGACUGUGUAAUUCUCUUGCGUAUGUUGCGCAAACUUAACUGCGAAGCUACUGUUGCUCAUAAUGGCAAAGAAGCUGUUGACCUUUUCCUUGAAGGGAAAACAUUUGACAUUGUUUUCUUUGAUAAGGAUAUGCCAUUGAUGACUGGUCCUGAGGCUGUGACCAAGAUUCGUUCCAUGGGAGCUACUGAUGUGAAGAUGGUUGGAGUCUCAGCAGAUUACGGUGGCAUGGAGGCAUUCAUGCGUGCUGGUGCUGAUAUGUUUGUCCCCAAACCCAUGAAGCUUGAGACCCUCGAUUCUAUGCUCCAGGAGGUCAUUGGCAAGAAGAACACGAGUGGCUAGCUUGUAGCAUCGACAGAUGAAGUGCAACUCAUAAUAUAUAUGCAGUUUUCCUUAUGUGCUUAUGUGGGG